AAACGGAGGGAGGAGGGAGGGGGAAACGGCGUAUGCUUGUAUACAACCCUGAUUUCCAUUUUUUUCCCAACUCGUAAUGUAUUUAAUUCAAGUGAAACGUAAUCAUGACGUGUCGUGUCAUUAAUCUCCUCGCCGCCUCUCCCAAGACUAAAGGAGGAGGCUGCCACAGACGUGUGACUCCCCUCAGCCAAGAUACUGAAGAAUGGCAUAGCAGCACACACACUGCUGAGAAUGGACUCUCCGCCAGAGUGUGUGUUGGCUCUCUCCUGUGAGCAGCCCCAGUCUCCCCCGACACUGCCGUCCCUGGACCACAGUCCGCAGGCCUCCUCUCCUCACACCCAGCUCUCUCUUCCUGACAGCCCCCUUGUUCUGCCCCUUCACAGCCCCGAACCUUCCCGUCGCAGCCCAGACACCACGCCGUACUUCCCCCUCUCUCCCUUCCCCCUCCACCAGGACACCAACAACCACCACGAUGAAGACGAGGAGGAAGGGCUGGAGGGAGUCCCUCCGUCCCCGACUCCGGCUGUGGCUCUGUUCCCAGGAGGAGGGGGGCAGGAAGCUGGCUGCAGCCCCGGAUUGGAGAGCUCUCCCCCGGCCACGCCAUCGGCUCCACUCCUCGGGUUUGGAGCUCUGGAGCUGGCCCUCUCCUCAGGGCAGAGCGGAAGCUGCAAUGAUGAACUGGACCUCCAGCUGUUCCAGAAGGAUACCGCUACCGGGGCAAUGCCUGGAGUGGGAGGAGCCUCCUCAGGGCCUGCACUCAGGUUUCCCUGUCAUGUGUGUGGGAAGAGAUUUCGGUUCCAAAGUAUUUUGUCCCUCCAUGCGCGGGCUCACAGUCUGGACCGCCGAGCUUCGGCCCUGUACCAGACAGGGCUCCCUUCAGCCCCGCUACAGCAGCACCUCAAGGUCCAACAGAACCACAAAGACAUAAUCCAGAACCACAGAAGCCACCAGAACCAGCGUCCACUGCCGGGGACUCUUAUCCAGCAUCUCAAAGAAGAGGAGGAAGAAGACGGUGAGGUCCAAGGUUUACAUGAGAGUCUACAGACAGACCAGAGCCCAAACUUCCUACUGGAUGAAAGUACACCCUUGACUCCUCCGCUGACCGAGGACCCCAUGACUGUGAUCUCUCCUUAUUCCUCUGGCGCUCCUACCAUCGGGGAGUCAGCCUCUUCUACCACAGCACCCACGUUUCGCUGCCAUGCCUGCAAAGGAAAAUUCCGCACGGCCUCAGAGCUGGCACGCCACGUCCGCAUUCUCCACAACCCCUACAAAUGCACGCUGUGCCCCUUCUCUGCCAGCCAAGAGGAGAGCCUGGCAUCUCACCUGCAGGAGUGCCACCCUUCCCCUGAGGCACCUUCACUGCCACCUGCCUACAGUUCCAGGCCCAUCAUCGCGACCCCUGACACUCCUGUGCCUACCCCGACCCCUACCCCGACCCCAACUCCCAACACACCCCAGAUGGCGUCAGCGACAGCCGUGGCCGUGUCCUCCUCACUACCGGCAUUUCGCUGUGACACUUGUGGUCAGCGCUUCACCCAGUCUUGGUUUCUGAAGGGCCAUAUGCGCAAGCACAAGGACUCACUGGACCAUAAGUGCCAGGUAUGUGGCCGCGGCUUCAAGGAACCAUGGUUUCUUAAGAACCACAUGAAAGUCCAUCUAAACAAGCUUGGGUUGAAGGCUGGGCUGGGUGCUCUAGGGGUACCAGCGGGUGCUGAGCAGCAGGCUAAAGGCUCUACAAGCAGCCAAUCUCUCAAUGCCCUUUAUUCCAGCCUCCUACUGGCCCAGCGAGGAGGAGGAGGAAGAGGGGGACGAGGAAGAUCAGAGAGAGAUUCUGGAAACCGCGGGGGGAUGGGCUCUACAAAGUCAGCUAUACUGGGAUACCUGGGGUUGCCUAGUGAUGGGGGCGGGGCAAGCUGUAUGGAGAGGCUCCAGGCAGUGGCUCAGGUGGCAGAGAUGGGAAAUGGUAGUGGUGGCGUUGGAGCAGGGGACACAAGCAGAGCAGGAGGAGGAGGAACUAGAGGAGGGGGAGCAGGGGAAGUUACAGCAUCGGUGUCUGAUGGAGGGGACCAGGCAGCCAUGUGGCAGCUGGUAGCUCGCAGUCUGGUGGCAGCUCAGCAGCAGCAGAGACCCAUGCAGCGAGGCCAGCAACAGGGCCAGCGCGGCCCAGGUCGGAGCUCUGUAAUCACAGAGGCCGAUCAAGUCAGGGCCUACCUCGGAGGCAUGGAUCUGAGAGAGGAGGCCACCGUCUCUGGAGGUGCCGCGGGUGGAGGAGGGCCAUGGGAAUGCCCUGACUGUGGAAAGCUAUUCCGAAGCCUGCAGCAGGUGGUGAUUCAUGCUCGUGUUCACACUCAGAGGCCGCAGAAAGGAGGUGGCAUUGAGGAGGAAGGGAGUGGUAGUCGUAGAGGGGUGGGGUUGGGGAGAGGAGGUAACAGUGAAGUGAGACAGGAGUCCAAAGUGCACAGUGCUGGAACACAACAAGCUGGAGCAGCUGCAGGAUUUCACUCUGUCAUCUCAAGUUUCCAAGGAGAGAAUGGUUUGACAGCAGUUUCCUCCGUACCUUCAGUUCCCACCAGGGAGCGUGUCCGUGGUUCGGGAGUGAAAGACUGCCCUUACUGCGGUAAAGCCUUUCGCUCAUCACACCACCUCAAAGUGCACCUGAGAGUUCACACAGGUGAGAGACCCUACAAAUGCCCCCACUGUGACUAUGCGGGUACCCAGUCGGGCUCACUGAAAUACCACCUUCAACGGCACCACCGGGAGCAACGUAACGCUCUGUCAGUCUCCAACACCUCCUCAUCCAGUCUCACCUCCACUAUCAACACCCUGAGCUCUGGAACCUCUGGACUGGUCAAGCAGCGUCGAACCCAGUUGCUCAACCACUGCCCCGUCUCCCGAGGUCCGACGGAGACUUCCUCCUCCAGGCCUAGCCAGCAGCCUUGGCUCCUUGGGCUUCCAGACCAACGAGAGCAUCAGAAGGCCUUGGCAGCUCUGAGGGAUGUUGACUUGGAGACCCAGUACAGGUAUCUAUCUGGGGUGAUGGGGGCGCUCUACCAAGGAGGGAUGGAGGGAGGCUGGAUCAGGGGGACAUCUUCCCUGAAGGCCCCCAAAGUGUCCCGUCGCAAGCCCCUCACCACCAGCCGAAUGGUCCAACCGUCCAAUGGAAGCAGCAAGGAAGGGUCUGCGUCCUCCACCCAAGAGGGCGGAUUUGAACCCCUGGAUCUGUCCCGGCGUCCCUCACCUGGCCUUGGAGGGAUGGAGGAGGAUGGAUUUGGAAGUGUUGGGGAAGGAGAAGGUGCUGUUAGUGGUGGUGGUGGUGGAGGGGACGGAGCAUCAGGGGUCACCCUGAGCCAGUGUUUGUUCUGCCCUUUCCGCACCUCCUCGGCAGAGCUGAUGGCCAUGCAUCUUCAGGUCAACCACACCAGUAAGUCCAGGCGCAAAAGAGGCUCUUCAGCCAUUUUGGACGAUGAUGGGCCUCCAAAGCCCACCCAAUCCCGGAUCGAUCACUCAGACCCUGACUCAUUGGCAGUAUGGAGGUAUGUGAGUGGGGCUGAGUCCCAGACACCCCUUGGUGAAUGGGCCUUGCCCCAAAACCAAACCCACAAUGGGCUCACUGAAGAUGUGGCCAACCAGCUUGAAAGUAGCCCUGAUGACCAAGCCUCAAGCUUGGCCUCAGCAUCUGUGGAUAUAAGAGACUGUCUUUCACUCAAGGAUAAGAUAGAGGAGGGUGAUGAAGAGCCAGAGCAAGAGGAGGAAGUGGAGGAGGAUUUGGAGGCAGUGGGGGAGAACAGCAGUCUAGAAGAUUCACCAGGGCAGGAACAAGAUCUGAGGAUGUCCCUCGCUCUGUCACCAGCCCUGAGCUCUGACCACAUGGAUAGAGAAGAGGAAGGAGUCUUAGCAGAUUAAGAAUGUUGUAGGAUGACAACAUAUGAACCAGGGAGAGGGGCUUAAAGUUUUCAACAAUGCUUGAGAAAGUGAAGAAAGUACUGAGGAACAGAGAGAGAAAAGGGCCUGAAAGCCAGAUGAAUAGUCCCCCCUUUAUGCUCUCAGUGUUUCUGGUCAUCUGUGAAGAUUUUUGACUCCUGAUGUGUCAGGGCUUAAAACUGGGGAUGGAGGGUAUUGAAAAGAACUUAAAAAAAAUCUCAUGUGAAAGCAACUGUUUAUUUUAUUCCCUCUGGCAACAGCUGUCUACUUCAGCCAUGACAGUGUGGUCCUCUGAUCCACUAACUUCCUCUACAAAACAAUAUGGAUGCAUCUUUUCAGGAUUACUUAGGCCUUCUUGCUACGCCAUCUUUCCAAUCAAUCUUCACCCCAAGACAGCUAAUUUUAAAUGUAAGACGACCAUCUGUGUGAUUAAUGAAACAAACAUGUACAAGAUCUAGGGCAGACACACCGUCAUUCCAGAGAUGAGCAUUUAUCACGCACUACUAAUUUAUAUCUCAGACUACUGUAGUGAGAAAGUCAAAGCCAGCUGUGAAGAGAUGCCCUCAUGACUGAAAAUGGACCAAACUUUGACAACAGUUUGAUUCCCCUACACGUUAAGCUCUGGUCAAGAUCCGAGAUAAAAACGAGGAAGGCAUUUGUCAAGGAAAGUUUCAAGCUGUGAACCUCAGCUAAGCUAAUCAGUGUUCUCUGAAAGCAUGAGACAGACGGCCAUCACAAACAGUGUGAUCCUGAUAAUGAUUCCCUAUAGUGUAAAUCACUGCCUUGUAUGUGUGAAUUGUACCUACAAGAUUGUCCUAGGGAAAAAGAGAAAGAAAAGUUUGUAAUUUUUUUCGUUUUGUUUUUAUCGGUUAGUGCCUGUUAAUGUAUGUCGUCAAGAGAGUCUCUAUGCUUGCGCCUCGAGGCUCUGAUAGGUCACUCAUUUUAUCUGAAUAUACAGUUUAAAAAGAUAUAAGUAUAUUUGUUAAAAUGGUUCUAGGGUGUUGUGAAUAGUUAAGUUGUAAAAGAAACGCUACGUUGCUGGCGUGAGACGUCCUCAACACAGACCGCCGCCGUUUGUGGCUCAGCCUGAAAAAAAGAAAACUAGCAGCAAAACACUACAAUAUACAUAUAAUGUGACGAAAGAGGUCAAAGGUUGAGAGAUAAAGGGAGGAUAAAGUUUAAAAUUCAGUGUUUACAGUGGCAGGACAUGCCGGUUGGGUUGCCGUGGCGACUCAAAGUCAUCGUAGACGCGUGGAAAAGGAAGAAACACAGAGCAGAAGUCUGUUUGGGGCUGUGGGGAUGUCGCUCGAACCCCGAACACAAUCAGCGGACGCAUCUGUUAAAGACUUUGCGACUGUGUGUCAAAAAAAAAAAAAGAACACUUUCAUUAUUUCUCCUUAAUAAGUAAGAGAGAAGACGUGAGGAAGAAAAUGGAAAAGAAAGGAGUAUCCCUGCCAAAUGGGACUAAAUCUGAGAAACAAACCGUACUCUUGGGGUAUGGUGUCUUUUAGAUGAGUAGAUUCCCUCUCUUCUUCUUUUUUUAUAAGAAAAGAAAAGACAAUGGUAGGAGUAAUUAUUAAAACACUAACAAAUGCAUAGACAUCCCAGUAGAAUAUGUGUAGCUUUUGUAAAGACAAGAAAGAAAAAAAAAGCAGAAAAAGACUUUUUAUGUUUAUUUUCAUUUCGAGAUGCUUACGGAAAAAGGUAAUGAAUAUAGGUAAUAUUGAUUAUAAUGUUUGUGAGUUAAGACUAGUUGGAAUGUCUAUACAGAGCACUGUGCAAGGUUUGAGUUCCCAAAGUAGUUGUUUUUAUUUUGACGUUAUCGAUAGACCAAACUUUUUUCAACUGAAAUUGUCACUUUCUGUUGUUGUUCUGAGUGUAAAGCUGUGGUUUCAAUCCAUUCGCCCCAAUCAAAUCAGCAAAUCAGUUCAGCAACAAUUCAAUCUGUCGAUCAGAAUUGGUUCGGAAAAGAAAGUCACCAAUGUAAAUCUUACUCACAAACCAUCGUUUUUUGUCGACACAUCAUCAGCACAACCUGUUGCCACGUGUUAACAUUGAAAGUGGCGUGUCAUGCACUCGUGGUUUAAAGGCAUGUUUGCAAAACUAAAUGUGAUCUGUGACUGUCAUGUAACCUGACUGGACUGGUUAACAGCCGCCAUCUAUCCUCCCAGCCUAUUGUUUGAUGGGGUAGCCAAUGGUUGCAGCUGCUGCCUUAUGCAUUUCCUUAAUGUGCAUUAAUGUGUUUCAGUUCCUCUUUAGAGCACCUUAUGAGUUUUGUAGUGAAAGUCCCUUAGUGGUGUCUCCUUAACAACUACUGUCAAUGCCACCGUGCCUUCUGUUUCAAGCACUUCCUGGUGUAUUUUGUAAAACUCACCAAAAGCACUUAGCCUAUAUCUACACACACUCUCUUUCUCUCUCUCUCUCUCUCUCUCUCUGUAUCCUUCUGCCUCCCCUCCUAUUCACCAUCUCCAUUUAUUUCCUCCCCACCCACUCCGUCUUCACCUCAACCCAUUUUCCUAAUCUUUUUCUUGUGUUUUACCUCCUGACCUCCUCCAGGGAAAAGCAGUUUUUACGCCAGAUUUCUCUCCUACUAUUCAGGCCAUUUGGCCUUAAACAAGGUCACCAGGCCUUAUUACAUUCUAGCCUAGCUAGAGGCUUGCAACAAGGGACUGUUUAACCCUUAGACAAGUGAAAAUCACUAUAGAUGUAGAGUAAGACUGCUUUCGGUCUUAUUACUAACCCUUGGUAAACCAAAGCCCGAGUCGAAGACUGAAUAAUAUUGUAUUUAAUCUCAUGAGGUGCCAAAACAUGUCCGUGGUGACACUAAAACACGUAUCAACUUGAGAAAACACAAUUAUUCACCUGUUCUCUCACCUUCCUCCUCUGUUUAAUUUUAUUUUUCAUCCUUUUUCUCUCUCCAACCUGUCUCGCUCCUCCUCUUCCUCUCUUCUCUCCCUUCUUCUUCUCCCUCUUCUUCUUCUCUCUGUCUCUCAUGCUUGCUCGUCCUCCGCGUCCCUCUCCUGUCCGUAAACUGUCUCUCUAUCUCUAACACCACUUGAAGGUGACGUGUACUAUCUGGUAUUGAGGCCUUUAUUAGAAUUUUAUUUCAGUUUGUGUGGUGUUCGUUCAAUGCCGUUGAGAUGGAAAAAUGCUCUUCUUAUAAUGAUAAUUAUUAUUGUUUUGGCAUUAUUGGAAAAAAAAAAAAAACAAACACAAAAAAAC
Messenger RNA from Myripristis murdjan (pinecone soldierfish), 7143 nucleotides. RefSeq names its product zinc finger protein 219 (gene znf219). Gene Ontology annotation, cellular component: nucleus. Gene Ontology annotation, biological process: regulation of DNA-templated transcription. The transcript is spliced from 5 exons. The record is from RefSeq and is a predicted model, not a curated record. NCBI's taxonomy places the organism in Eukaryota, Metazoa, Chordata, Actinopteri, Holocentriformes, Holocentridae. The coding region runs from base 232 to 3903 and encodes 1223 amino acids. Gene Ontology annotation, molecular function: DNA-binding transcription factor activity, RNA polymerase II-specific; RNA polymerase II cis-regulatory region sequence-specific DNA binding.